Molecule: messenger RNA, 2854 nt
Organism: Onychostruthus taczanowskii (white-rumped snowfinch)
Lineage: Eukaryota; Metazoa; Chordata; Aves; Passeriformes; Passeridae
Gene: MAP9
Product: microtubule associated protein 9
Exons: 11
Coding region: 84-1469 (461 amino acids)
Biological process (GO): mitotic cytokinesis; mitotic spindle assembly; regulation of mitotic cytokinesis
Cellular component (GO): astral microtubule
Molecular function (GO): microtubule binding
Source: RefSeq, a predicted model, not a curated record
UUUCCCGAGGCUCUUUGCCAGGGCUCUCGGAGGACUCGGCGGUGGCCGCGGUCGCUGCGAGGCGGCAGCGAGACACCUCCGCCAUGGCGGGCGGAGGCACUGCCGACUGCGGGCUGCAGGAUGAGCUACAGGAAGCAAUUUCUGAUUAUGCAACAAGCAAGGAAAAAGAUGAAUAUCCAGAUGACUUUGAAAGUGAUGAAGAUGGCAUGUUAAACGGUAUUGGGAAAGAAGUUGCUGAAAGUAAUUCAGGUUCUACAAGCACUGGGAGAUCUGUUGCUGGGAGUCCUCUCUUGAAUGAUGAUGCUUUACAAAAGGCAGUAGAUUUGGAAAAAGAAGAUGCUGAUGACUUGAGUUUAUCCUUUCAUGAAAAGAAGCUUCAGCAAAUAAUGGUUUUAGAAGAUCAAGAUCAGAAGACUGUCAGUGACUUGAAACUGAAGGACAAUGGUAGGAAAUCCCCUUCUGUUGACAGUUCAGAUGGAAUGAUGAAAAUAACAGAAGAGCAAAAAAUAGCUGAUACAAUGCAGGAGGUGUCAGUGAAUGAUCAGUCUGAGCAUGGGGAGGCAAAAAACACAUCCAAGAACUCUGUCAAGAAACUAAGUGAAACAAAGGAGAGAGUUCUCCAAAACCCACAGGCUUCAUUAUCUGACAGGUCUACAACUUUUGUGCAUUUAAAGAGAAAGGGGAAAGCUGUUCCAUCAACUUCACCUGUUUCAUCUCAGUAUCUGGGAUCUUUGAAGGUGUUGGAGGAUAAAUGCGUGCAGAAGAAAAGUCCAGAAUUCAACAAAGUAGAUGAUUUAAGGGCAGCUGUUUAUCAGAACUGGUUGGAAAGGAAAAAGCUCCUUCUAAUGGAAUUAAAGAGAAGUGAAAAGGAAAAAGCUGAAAUUCUAAGAAGCAAUACUGAAAAGAAAGAAGCACUUAAAAGGGAAGAAUCAAUUGCAUGUUACGAAGCCUGGAAAAAAAAGAAAGAGAAAGAAGCAAGGAAGUUAAACGAAAAAAAAAAGCUUGAGGAACUUGAGGAAAAGAAACCAGCAGAACAGAAUAAGGAAAAAACAGAAGCAGCACAAGCGGCAUUCAAAAAAUGGAAAGAAAGAAAAGUGGAAUAUUUAAGAGAGCAAAGCAGGAAGGAAAAACAGACUGAAAGAAUGAGGAAGAAGAUAGAAGAGGAUCUAGUUGCAGAGAAGAGGAGAGUCAGUGUAUCAGCAGUUGAAAAAUGGAAUGAAAAGAAGGAAGAAUAUAUAAAAAAGAAGAAAGUAGAAAAGUUCAUAGAGAAAAGAAAGCGAGAAAUGCAACAGGCAAAGAAGGAAGAAAAAAGUGAAAAGGCUAUGGAGGAGUAUGAAAGAUGGCUGGAAAACAAAAUGAGGAGAGAACAGCUUGAGAAGUACCAGAAGAAGAUGCAGGCUGUCCAUGGGAAUGAAAUGAGUCCUCCCUGGAGACCACCUGGCAAAGUCACAUAUUCUAGUAAUUACUAAGCAGUUUAUUGCCUUCCUGAAGAACAGAUAGUUUACAAAGUUCUCUCAAUAGCUAGUAGCUCUUCUGUUAUCAGCUGAUUUCCGCUGAAGCCAUUAUAGGUGUUAAAUUAUUUCUUUUUAGUUUAUUUGAUAUCUGCAGUUUAAAUAAACCUGUUACUCAUUUUCAUUGCUUUAGAAAAUGUAAUAUUUUUUCUAAUUCCACAUUUUAAUUAGUUUUGCUAAAUUCCAUGUUAUGUCAUACCUUUUUGGUGAAAAUUUAUAUCUAGGAUAUUUAAAGCUGGACUCUGACAUUUUUUUUUUUCAUCCAAUAAGUGGCAGAAUGGUUGUUUUUAAGUUAUUAGACCACACUCUUAAGGAGUUAAUAUUUGAAGAAAUUAUGUGAAGAGGCUGUGGGGUAAGGAUGAUGGUAAGGAGAUGUUGGCUCUCUUGUGGAGGUAGAUGACAAAAGGCUAAGGAGUAUGGAAGCAGAAUGUCAUUUUCAUACAUUAAUUUACAAGAUACAGAGAAAAUAUGUAUUGCAGAUAGGUGAGUACAGGGUUUUCAAAAGCUCCAGGUCUGGCACUGGCUGUUCCCUCAUGGCAGGCCAGGCAUUUUUUCCAGCGGUAGUGGAGAAAAGAGAAUCUACUGCCAGCAGAAAUUUUCAAGAAGCUGAGAAGAUGCCCAGCCAGAGCAGCUUCAGUGGCCCACGUAAGAGACAGAGUAAAAUUACAGACAGCAGCAGGAGAGAUGAAGAACUGCAGCCCUGGCAGAAUGCAAAAGAAUUGCCAAUUCAAAAGUGGCACACCUGGAUUUUAUGAGAAAAUACUAAAUGACUUCAGGCCUUCAUAUUGGGGUGGUCGUGUGCAUCAUUGGUGCUCUGGGCUUUUAACACUUGGAGCCUUGAAUUUGAGUUUAGUCUGUUAAGAAACUCCAGCUAUAGUAUCAUGGGAGGAUGAAAUUUGUAGCAGGCACCAGUUUAUUGUACAACAGACCUGAAGUAUCUGAGACAAGGCAGCCUGUGAGACAGGGAUCAUCUGGAUCUUUAUUUUUGCAAUGUCCUGCCAGAGGAAGCAAGGAAGGUCCCUAUGCUGACUUGAGGGGGGGAAAUGAAAAGUGUGGUAGGAUUAGUGGCAGAGAUCGAAGAGAGUUUGUCAGGUUUCUGUUCCUGAACUGAAAGCUGCAUCCUCACUGUCUUUAAGCCUUUCUAUAACUGGAUAGAAGGUUUUGACAGAAGACAGAAGUGAGAAGAUGUGGGUGCCAUCUUUCAGAGGAAUGAAGAGAAGCUCACAAAUUCACAACUUCUCAAUUAGGAAAAGAUCCUGAAGUCUGUAGACAAGGGAAAACAGUUGGCAUGUUUAACUUUUAUAAUAAAAAUUGGGGAGCUUCAUUUAAUGGUAUAUUGUAAA